Octodon degus (degu) is the source of this 859-nucleotide messenger RNA. RefSeq names its product KIAA1191 ortholog. The transcript has 6 exons. The annotation marks the transcript as partial. Lineage: Eukaryota; Metazoa; Chordata; Mammalia; Rodentia; Octodontidae. The record is from RefSeq and is a predicted model, not a curated record. Gene Ontology annotation, cellular component: cytoplasm.
CCCAACUCAGCAUCUAGUGCUCGCUGGGUCGAGGUGAGGUUGGUGGUGUUACCGCGGCUGUCACGAUGGCAUGGGUCUGGACUGUACCCCAACGUCUUGGGAGUCGUGGGUCGUCGGAAGAACAUCUUUAGUGGCGGACUUGCGCCGCAGGCAUCUUGGCGGCUGCGGGAGAACAGCUCUUGAGCCCAGUGGGCCUCUAGGCAAGAUGUCCCUGCCCAUCGGGAUGUGCCGCCGGGCAUUCAGCUAUGAUGAUGCCCUGCAGGACCCUGCACCCAUGACUCCUCCUCCCUCGGACAUGGGCAGCAUCCCCUGGAAGCCAGUGAUUCCAGAGCGCAAGUAUCAGCACCUCGCCAAGGCGGAGGAAGAAGAAGCCAGUGUACCCCCCACAGCCAUGACCCUGGCCAGGGCCACGGCCACUGACAGCAUGGAUAAGGUCCCGGUGGUGAAGGCCAAAGCUACCCAUGUCAUCAUGAGUUCUCUGAUCACAAAACAGACCCAGGAGAGCAUUCAUCGUUUCGAGCAACAGGCAGGACUGAGAGAUGCUGGCUACACACCGCACAAGGGCCUCACUACUGAGGAGACCAAGUACCUUCGAGUGGCAGAAGCACUCCACAAACUAAAACUGCAGAGUGGAGAGAUGACAAAAGAAGAGAAGCAGCCUGCCUCAAGCCAGUCCAGCCCAAGCAGUACUCCUCAUUCUUCCCCAAAGCAGAAGUCCAGGGGCUGGUUCAUUUCUGGUUCUUCCACAGCCUUAACUGGCCCAAAUCCUAGCACCAUGGAUCCUGGAAGUGAGGACAAGGAUAGAACCUCAUUAGAUAAAUGGAAUGUGUUUGGACCAAGACCCCUCCAGAAGUCUGAU